Molecule: messenger RNA, 1491 nt
Organism: Durio zibethinus
Lineage: Eukaryota; Viridiplantae; Streptophyta; Magnoliopsida; Malvales; Malvaceae
Source: RefSeq, a predicted model, not a curated record
GCGUCGGCCUUUGCUGAAAGCCAGAAAAGUCAUUAGUGCUUGGAUUCUAAGUUCCUCUCCCCCUUUCCAUGUGAUGGGCGUUGCCCUACUUUGAAAAAAAAAAAAAGAAAGCAAGAAAAGUCAUUCUUUGCAUAUUGUUUCCUACCAAAAGAGGACGAGAACACGGAAAAAACGCAAGAAAAUAAAUCAAACCCAAAAAGAUCAUAAAAAUGGACUAAGUCAUUAGAAUUGGAAGUCUGCUUCUCCUGCUUCUAAAGACUUGUACAAUUCUACCUUCUCUGCAAGGUAAUUUACAAAGUCGUGAGAAUUGGAAAGCUAAUGUUCUCAAUGUUGGGUGUAUAUAUAUAAGAAAAUUGUAAAAGCACAAGCACAAGCUUUUGUUCAAGCAGGCAAUGGCUAGUUCUUCUAAAGUUUUCCCAUUUUUAGGAGUUUGUUUUCUUCUAUUGCUCCCCUCCAUUAUUCAAUCAAAGCCUUUAAAGAAUCCAUUUGGGUUCAUCCAACAUCUUGAGGGAUGCCAUAAGGGUCAAACUGUUAAAGGGCUCCAAGAUCUCAAACGAUAUCUUGAGAAAUUUGGUUACUUGAAUUAUGAUCAGGUAAUCAACAAAGGCAAGAAGAAUCAUGCAACUGACGAUCAGUUCGAUGACUUGUUGGAGUCUGCUAUCAAAACGUACCAGCGGAGGCAUCAUUUGAAAGCUACCGGAGGUCUAGACGCUAAAACGGUGAAUCAAAUGAUGAAGCCUAGAUGUGGUGUGCCAGACAUCGUCAAUGGCACCAGUCGCCAGCAUAAUCGCAAGUCUAUGUCUAUCCACACAGUUGGUCGCUAUCGAUUUUUCCCUGGAAGUCCUAGAUGGCCACCAACCCAAACUCAUUUAAGAUACCGUUUUCUUUCUGGUGUUCAAGUCCCUGGCACAGAGAACUUAAGGUCUAUUUGCGCUCAGGCUUUCCAGAGAUGGGCUCAAGUUAGCCAUUUUACAUUCGAGGAAGUGACAGAUAAUGCUGUUGCUGAGAUUGAGAUUGGGUUCCACGGUACUCAAGGACGAGAUGGAAAUGAUCGUGGAUUUGAUGGUCCUUUGGGGACCGUGGCUCAUGCAACUUCACCACCAGGGGGAAGAUUCCACUAUGAUGUAGAUGAGAAUUGGAGUAGCAAUCCAGGACCUUCAGAAGUGGACUUGGAAUCGAUUGCAGUGCAUGAAAUUGGACACCUUCUGGGGCUUCAUCACAGUGAAGUUCCUGAGGCUAUCAUGUUUGAUACUUACGAAGUUGGGACUACAAAGAGAGAUUUACAUGCAGAUGAUAUUCAAGGCAUCCGUACUUUAUAUGGGUUACAGUGAGUUAGUGACUCAGGAACAUUGAUGCAACCGGCGGUCCUCAUCAACAAUCUAUUGAGAGCAAGAAAAUGAGGACUGAUGGAAAUCCCCAUUUUCUUGGAAACAAACAAUUAUUAAUUACCUAUUUCUCUUUUAAUCCAUUCCUAUAAUAUAUACAAUAAUA